This is a messenger RNA of Trichomonas vaginalis G3, 1056 nucleotides long. RefSeq names its product cyclin-dependent kinase inhibitor 2C-related family. Gene Ontology annotation, molecular function: protein binding; transcription cis-regulatory region binding. Gene Ontology annotation, cellular component: nucleus. Gene Ontology annotation, biological process: positive regulation of transcription by RNA polymerase II. NCBI's taxonomy places the organism in Eukaryota, Parabasalia, Trichomonadida, Trichomonadidae. The coding region runs from base 1 to 1056 and encodes 351 amino acids. The record is from RefSeq and is a predicted model, not a curated record. The transcript has a single exon.
AUGAUUAAUCUUCUUCUCUCACAUAAUGCAAAUGUCAAUAUACCACAUUAUCAAGGAAAAACAUAUCUUCAACUUGCUGUUGAACAAAAUAACCUUGAAAUUAUAGAACUUUUACUUUCAAAAGGAGUUAGUAUAAAUGAAAAAGAUGAAAAUGGAAAGACAGCACUUUUUUAUGCAGCAACUCUAAGAAAUGAUUCGGUAAUAAAAUAUCUUUUCUCACAUGGAGCUUUUAUUAACGAGCGAGAUUCAAACUCCUCUACAGUUCUUCAUGUUGCUGCAGGUUAUAAUUCAUUAACUAUAGCAAGAUUUUUGAUAUUAAAUGGAAUUGAUAUCAAUGUCCAAAAUUUUGAUGGUGAUACUGCACUUCAUAUUUCUUUAUAUAACAAAUCUAAUGAAAUGGCAGAAUUCCUUCUUUUGCAUGAUGUAAAUGUAAAUUUGAGAAAUAAUAAAGGAUGCUCAGCACUACAUUAUGCAGUGUCAAAUAACUCUCAAUGGAUGGUUUGGCAGCUUCUUUCACAUGGUGCAGAAAUAAAUUUAAGAGAUAAUCUAGAAAAAACUCCUCUCCAUUAUAUUUCUUUCCAAUAUUUGGAAGUGUCACGAAUGAUUACACUACUUCUCUCACAUGGUGCAGAUAUUAAUGCAAGAGAUAAUCAAGGAAGAGCCUUCAUUCAUUAUGCUACUGAGCGCCCUUUUUUAGAUGUAUUUGAAUGUCUCAUUUCACAUGGCGCAGAUGUCAAUAUUGUAGAUUAUGAAGGAAAAACAUCUCUUCAUAUUUUAGCUGAUAAAAAUGAUGAAGAAUGUUGUAAAUUCCUUAUUGCUCAUGGCGCUGAUAUCAAUGUAAAAACUUAUGAAGGGAAAACAGCUCUGCAUUUUGCAGUUGGUGAAUACUGUGAGCAUAGAUUAACAAAAAGACUUCUGAUUUCUCAUGGUGCAGAUGUCAACGAAAAGGAUUUUCAUGGAAUAUCACCUAGAAAUUUAAUACAAAAAAGAAGAUGGGAUAAUUUUUGUAUUAAUAUAAUAUAUUUAAUUAGAUGGAUAUUAAGGCAAGUUUUUUAA